Messenger RNA from Morone saxatilis (striped sea-bass), 1413 nucleotides. RefSeq lists its product as uncharacterized. The coding region runs from base 310 to 933 and encodes 207 amino acids. The record is from RefSeq and is a predicted model, not a curated record. Lineage: Eukaryota; Metazoa; Chordata; Actinopteri; Moronidae. The transcript has 6 exons.
CCAGGUGCCUUGUUGUUUUGAACUUCCCACCUAGUGGGAGGAUGGAGUGAGAUGAGGAGAGUCAGCAUUAUGUGGAGACAGUGACAGCCUCUUCACUGUUCAUGUAGACACUGGCUGGAGAUAUAUGUCAGACUAGAAAGUGAGGAGAAGGCGUCAAGGCAUCUGAGGUGUUCAUUUCAACAAUACAUAGGAUUUAUUUUUAAAGGAGCACCGUCACAACCUUCAAAUAAGGAAGCUGCCUGCAGAGCUGCUGGGGAAUUUCCAGUUCAUUUUGCGAUUUAUAAUAGGAGAGACUGUUUGAAGAAAAGAAUGGAGAAUAGAAGGAAAGGAGAGAUGAGGAGGAAGAGGAAGGUUCCUUAUAUCUGCUGGCUGCUGCUGGCUCUGCUCCAAAUCGCCACACCUUCCUCAGCUCAAGACACCAACACCACCACUUCAGCUGCAGCUCUCCGUUACCUCACACGCCCAGUUGACGUCAGAGUGGCUGUGGGAGAACCUGCGGUGUUUCUCUGUGGAGUGCCCAUAGCUUCUCCAAACCUCACAUUCACCUUCUACAGGACUCAAAAGAACUACAGCCUCACCUGCCCUUACGGCUAUGCGGAAGACAUUCCCCAGGCUCUCUAUGGAAGUUGUGAAAUGAAGAAAGGAGAGUCAUUGGCUGUGUGGACCCUCAAGGGCACUUCGUUCUCUGACAAUGGCACAAGAGUCGUGUGUCAGCAGUCAAACAACAUGGAAACCCAUGCUGCAAUCCUACGUGUCUAUGAUAGCGGCAUCAGCCAUGCCACUCUCAUUGGCUGUACCAUCGGGGGUUUCUUUGGCGUUGUCUUGGUGGCUGGUCUAUCGUACACAAUGCUGCAGAGAUCUGAGACCCUCCAGAAGUGCUUCAGGGGAAAAGAAACAGAAGAAGAUGUGGUCACAAUAGUAACAAAGGAUUAAAAGGAGGCAGAAAGACGACGAAGACUGUUUGGUUACUUGAUGUUGCUUCAUAAAACACAUGCAAAGUUGUACUCUCUAUUCUAGAAAAUAGAAGUAGAAAUUAACUGGUUCUAUUUUUAAAUCCUUUGACCGAUCUGAGUGAAGUGAAAGUUGGAUCCAAUCCAAGUCUGGAGAUGAUGACUGAAAUGUUUGAGGCCGGAUCCAGACUGACCCCUGAUAUCUUAAGUUCCUUGUUCUGCCUUCAAUAACUGGACCCUGCACACAUUACUCACAGUCAACAAGCUCUUCAAACAAUUCACCAAGAAAUGAUUAAGCCAGAGCUCUUCCCCCACUUAUGCAGGGUCACAUGUGCACUGCCUUAUAUACUUUAUAAAUCAUGUGUAAAAUAUACUGCUGUGCUCACUAAUGUGGCCAAACCAGUUUAGUCUGUGAAUGUGUGUGUGUGUGUGUGUGUGUUGGUUGUGUGUGUGUGGUGUGUGG